AUGUCGUUGGCUAGCUUGAUUCUCAAAGUCCUAUCACUAGCCAGUAUCGGCGUGAUCUUUCAAUACAUCUGGUCAUAUCUUUCAUCUCCAAUCAAAAACAUACCCGGUCCAUUCGCUGCUAAAUUCACAAAUCUAUGGCGAUUGAUCGAUACUUUGGGAGGCAGAGCACAGCUAACGCAACAAUUGCUUCAUCGAAAGUAUGGACAAGCAGUGAGAGUUGGUCCUGACAUCGUCAGUUUGAGCGAUCCUGAACUCAUUCGCAAAGUUUACGAUAGUAGAGGGUCGUUUUUGAAGACUCAAUUUUACGAGCUGAACGACACAAAAGUCGGAAACAAUCUAGUCAAAAACGUAUUCAGCACGAGAAAUAAUGCCGAUCACACGAGGAGACGUACGAUUUUGGCCCCAUUUUACAAGAUGUCUCAUCUCAUUCAAUCCGAGACAUUGGUGGACGAAUGGCUAUUGUUCUUUGCUUGGGACGUUGUCGGUCAGUUGACUUUUGGUAAACCGAUGGGUUUCAUGGAUCAUGGCAAAGAUCAUCAUGGUGGUCUACUUUCGAUUGCAGAGAAGUCGCUUGAUUACUUUGCCGUCGCCGGUCAGAUUCCUCAGCUCGACCAUUGGUUCAAUAAAAUUCCAAUCAUUAAAAUUGGACCUCAAACGUUCGACAUAGCAGCCGGUUUCUGUGCUCAACAAUCCAUCGCAAGACAGCAAGCUACCGGUGCUAAAUCCGAAGAAUCAAGAAAAAAUGACAUGCUAGACGACUUCCUCCGCAUCAAAAUCACUGAUCCAGAGCAAGUGGACGAUAUGGGAGUAGUUGGCGCCCUAUUGGUAAAUAUUCUCGCAGGCGCAGAUACUACCACCACCUUGAUGCGUGGAGUUGUCUACUACGUCCUAAAGAAUCCAUGCGUCCUACAAAAACUGCAAAAAGAGCUCGACAGUGCUGGAUUGACAAUUCCUGUGGCUUAUUCAAAAUCCUCUAAAUUACCAUAUCUCGAAGCAGUAAUCCGCGAAAGUUGUCGAAUGAACCCAGGCGUGGCUCUCAUUCUCGAACGAACAGUCCCAGAAGGUGGCCUAGAACUUUCGGACGGCACGAUAAUUCCGCCUGGAAUUAAGGUUGGUAUGAACUCGUGGGUGAUCCAUCAAGACAAAAAUGUUUACGGGCAAGACGCGGCGGUUUUCAGACCUGAACGAUGGCUGUGUGAGGAUGGAGAACCGACGGAUGUGUAUGAGGAACGUUUGGCGAGCAUGAAGAGACAUGAUCUGACAUUUGGCGCUGGGAAGAGAGCUUGUCUUGGUAAAUCCAUGGCCUUGUUAGAGACUUACAAGUUGAUUGCUAGUUUGUUUCUCAAGUAUGAGAUGACUUUCGUUGACCCUAAAAAGGAAUGGAAAGUUCAAAACUCUUGGUUCAUCAGACAGACAGGUAUUGAUAUCAGAAUGCGACACAGAAAAUAA
Messenger RNA from Glarea lozoyensis ATCC 20868, 1449 nucleotides. Its product is annotated as Cytochrome P450. NCBI's taxonomy places the organism in Eukaryota, Fungi, Ascomycota, Leotiomycetes, Helotiales, Helotiaceae. Gene Ontology annotation, molecular function: heme binding; monooxygenase activity; oxidoreductase activity, acting on paired donors, with incorporation or reduction of molecular oxygen. The transcript is spliced from 5 exons. The record is from RefSeq and is a predicted model, not a curated record. The coding region runs from base 1 to 1449 and encodes 482 amino acids.